Acaulospora colombiana is the source of this 932-nucleotide messenger RNA. The record is from the annotation of a GenBank genome assembly. NCBI's taxonomy places the organism in Eukaryota, Fungi, Glomeromycota, Glomeromycetes, Diversisporales, Acaulosporaceae.
AUGUCCUCGCACACAAUUGAGGACCUGACAAAUAGUAUCUUAGACUUCCAGGGUAAUAUGGUACGAGUCGCCUUCUUCAAGAAGACAAGACGUGUUCUCGUCAGCGGGCAUUUCAAUGGCGAGGAGGAUGGGUACGAUAACGGAUAUGCAGGAGAUGGUGAACAAGAAGCUAUGUUGGAGUAUAUAUGGAGCUGUGCCAAACUGGAACAGGACGAUGGAUCAAGAUCGCCCACUACCUACUUGAACGGAUAUGGGGAGCCGAGUGCCAAAGCACGCGGCAAGGGAAGCACUCGUGACAUUGUUAAAUGGAGAAAACUAGGCUUUGAAACAGAAGAUAUGAGACGAGCAUUCGAAGACACUGGAAUGUUGGGCUUGGAAUGCUUGAGCGAAGAUGUCCUAUCGCAAAGGCUUCAAACGAAGUUGUCGAAAUUCUUUCAGAGCACUGGAGCAUUUUUGCUCCUGGAUGUGAGUCUAAAACUCUGUGAUAGUAGGACUUAUCAAGUGACACGUACUUUCAUAGAUUCAACGUCAACAAGCUUCCAGCCGUUCUUCCUCAGCUUCCAUCGUGUCCAUGCCCUUGCACUGCAAUUUUUCCUGCGAAUGUGGAAUGAAAGUGGAGCCACCUCUACGGACUUCUCAAGAUUUGCUUUGAGGAAUGAGGCGGAGAGACCAUGGCACGAAGUUGAAGCAGACUUCUUGGAGAGUGAAUAUCGUGCCGUGAGGGAUCGACAAAUGAAAGAGCUUGAAUUGGAAGAUGACCUUCUGACGAAAGUCCCUGUUCGUAAUCUACGGGCGAAAUUAUACAAGGAGUCCUAUGAAUUUAUUCGACAGCAAAGGAUACAAUGCCUCAUUCAGGGUGCCUGGUUUGUGAAUGGCAUCCCCCUCUCACCAACCCCUGGAAUGGCGCAGAAACGACAAACACGUCCAUGGAG